AUGCUCCCUCCCGUGGACGAUGACGUCCUCCGGGAUCAUCCGGAGUUUGCCAAUCUCUACUCGACGCUGACAAACGUCAUGCUCAACCCCGAUGCCUCGACCAAGCACGACCCGGCCGCCAAGGAACGGGCCGCUGUACGAGAGGAACUCGAUAAACUCCGUCUCUCGACGGCCAAGCACCAUCUCCUCGAGCGCGCAAUUGCCACGGCGUCACCUCCGGAACCGAAGCCAAAGCCGCGCUCUACCUCUUCGUCUUCGUCGAACCAGCUCCGACAGCAGCGACGGCCGGAGACGGGCACCGCAGAGCUGCCCGAGUCCCUGCUCGACCUCCUCCUUGUCCUCCCUCCACUGCUUGACGCGGACGCGUCUCUCCCCCAGGACUCGGCGGCGCUUCUUCUCUCCAGCCCCCCGCUCUCCGAUCUCGACUCUCUACUCCCGCCGCUGGCAACCCUGGUCUCAUCCAACCUGCACUCCUGGGCGCUAAGCCUCGCCCGCCUCACCCACCCGACCACGAACCCGUCCUACCUUCAUCGCCACAUACCCUCCCUCCCCAAGGACUACGCAGACCUCGUCGACAGCCUCUUCGCGGCGCGGCAGUCCCUAGCGGCGGCCCGCCUGCGUGCCCUCGCCUCCCUGACCCAGCUCUUCCGCUGCUACACCCAGUCGCUCGUCCACCUCGUCCGCUCCCUCGAAGCCAAGCACGGCGUCCUCGCCCGGAGCGUCGAGCUUCGCGCCUCGGACGUCUCGCUUCGUGCGCAGCGCACCGAGCUGGAAGCCACACACGCCGCGCACCGUGUCGCAAAGGAGCUGUACUCGCCCCAGGCCGUUGCCGCUCUGCGAAGCUACGCCAACCACUUGAAGGAUGCCAAGCUGAGGACAGCCGAGCGGGUGCGCAGCUUGCAGACCGAGCUGGCAGAGUACGGCGUCGGUGCCGCUGGCGACGAGGGCAAGGAGAAGACGAUGAGAGAGAUGGCCAGGGUGUACCACGGAAUGAGAAGGCAGAUCGAGGAUGUCAAGCAGGAUCUCGACCGGCUCCAGGAUGGGUGA
Messenger RNA from Hirsutella rhossiliensis, 1047 nucleotides. RefSeq lists its product as uncharacterized. Bases 1 to 1047 code for a protein of 348 amino acids. The transcript is spliced from 2 exons. Lineage: Eukaryota; Fungi; Ascomycota; Sordariomycetes; Hypocreales; Ophiocordycipitaceae. The record is from RefSeq and is a predicted model, not a curated record.